CGGCAUUGGCGUUGGACAUUAGGCGGCCCAGGGUUGUGUGGGCGCGCCGGGAAGCUAUGUGGUGACAUACGGGAUGUAUGCUGGAUGAUGAGAACUCGCUGAUGUGACAUAUUAAGGUUCUCCUAACGGAUUACCUAAGGUGCCUACCUUCAGAGGUAAGGACCAAGCUGGUUGACGAAGCCUAUGUUGAACAGCACACCUUCGCUUCUUUUAGUAAAAAAGCUCUGGACAUCGAGGCAAAGUUAGGAUCUGUGCAUCAGGCACCCAACGAUGGUAGGAAGAGACUGCCCCAGGAUUGGAAGAAAAAGGGUCAGUUAAUGUUCGCUGACCACGAUGGUCAAACGACGGAGAUUGACGACUACUCGGAUCUUGGGGAGUUCAUAGAGCAUGAUGGGGGUGGUGAGACUUCAGAUGGUGGAGUCGUGGCCCCCAUUAAGGAAAGGGCUAGGGGGACCGGGAAGAAGAAGGUAGUACGGUCCACGGGUCAGGGCGACCAAGGGACACCCGCAUGGGUGAAGAUUGGUUUAGACUACGAGGUGUGGCGUGACCUCGUUGCUAGGGGUACAUGCAUGAACUGUGGCAACUAUGGCCACACGUCCAGGACUUACCGCGAGUUAGAUGAGCUUCGCCGCCAGCUCAAGGAGCUCACAGAGAAGGGAUGGAUACGGCCUAGUACCUCCCCUUACGGUGCGCMAGUCUUAUUUGUUCCUAAGAAGGGAGGUCCAUUAAGGAUGUGCAUUGACUAUAGGGGCCUCAAUGCCAUCACCGUUAAGAACGCGGAGCCCCUACCCCGCAUUGACGACCUCUUGGAUAGAGUGCAGGGAUGUCGGUACUUCACAAAGAUAGAUUUGAAGUCCGGAUACCAUCAAAUUGUCGUUAGACCUGAGGGCCAACACAAAACCGCAUUUCAGACCAGGUACGGUCUCUACGAGUUUGUGGUAAUGCCCUUUGGCCUAUGCAAUGCACCUGGUACGUUCCAGCACGCGAUGAACCGGAUCUUUCAUGACUACUUGGACAAGUUUAUCGUCGUGUACCUCGACGAUAUCCUCAUCUUUAGUAGGACUGUAGAGGAGCACGCUGAGCACUUGAAAACAGUGCUAGGUCUCCUUAGACAGCACCAAUACAAAGUGAAUUUGGAUAAAUGUGAGUUUGGUCGCACCAAGAUCUUGUACCUGGGUCAUGAAAUUUCAGCAGAUGGAUUGAGGCCGGAAGAUGCGAAGGUGGCCAGCAUACGUGACUGGCCCAGACCUCAGACGGUUACUGAGGUCAGAUCGUUUUUGGGGAUGACGGACUAUUAUCGUCCGUUUGUGAAGAACUAUAGUACUAUAGCUUCCCCAUUAACAGAUCUAACUCGACUUGACACCCCUUGGGAGUGGACUGAAGAGUGUGAGGCAAGCUUCAAGGAAUUGAAGUAUGAUCUGACGCACUAUGAAGUUCUCAAACUUCCUGAUCUUGACAAGCCAUUCGUUGUGACCACAGACGCUAGCCAAUACGGCAUAGGCGCGGUCCUUGCGCAACAGGAAGGGCCCAAGUUGAGGCCGAUCGAGUACAUGAGCAAGAAGAUGCCAUCUCAGAAGUUGGCCAAGUCCACUUAUGAGAGAGAGUUCUACGCCCUAUACAGAGCGCUAGUCCAUUGGAGACACUACCUCCUAGGAAGAUUCUUCUAUGUGAGGUCUGACCAUGAGACUUUGCGCUGGAUAAAGACACAACCUGUGUUGUCAGACGCACCCAAGAGAUGGAUUCAAGUGAUAGACAUGUAUGACUAUCAACUUGAUCCUAUCAAGGGUACCUACAACAAGGUGGCUGAUGCGCUAUGAAGAAGGGCAGAUUAUCUAGGCGCGCUAGUAACUGAGUUUGGCAUAUCUAAUGACCUCACUCGA
Molecule: messenger RNA, 1880 nt
Organism: Chara braunii
Lineage: Eukaryota; Viridiplantae; Streptophyta; Charophyceae; Charales; Characeae
Source: the annotation of a GenBank genome assembly